AUGGGUCGAACAGGUUACCGUGUGGAGGGACUACCCCACGAUACAACUCUCGAAAAUGUCCAUAAUUAUCUGCAAUUUGACCCGGAAGCAAAUAUGCAACUGGUUGCUCGAUCAGUAGCGCCACUUAUUGAUGGUAUGCCGAACGAAUUGAGAGUGGCUACAGUAGACUUUAUACCACCGCCGGGUUGGAAUCCAUCGGUUCCAUUCCCGACUCUGAAAGGCCAUGGGGGAGAUAGAGUUGUCGUUGACCAAACGUUUUAUGGGUUCACACCUUUGAAUGAGCCGAAAGAACCAGUAGCUCUUGACAUCAUCGCUGUCACGGGACUUGCGGGGAAUGCAUUUGGGUCAUGGGCUUCGGAGCCAACGCAUAUGUGGCUGCGAGAUAAAUUAGCGAUCGACUUUCCUAGUGCAAGGAUCAUGAGUUACGGGUUUGACUCUCACUUGAAAGGUAGUCAUUCAGAGGCUGUUAUUUCAGUGUUUAGUUCUCGUUUUCGUAGCGAUGUGGAGGAGAUCCGCAGACAUGCAUCGGAUCGGCCCCUCGUGUUUAUCGGACAUAGCUUAGGAGGAUUAGUGAUCAAAAAAGCCAUGUUAGGGCGAUGGAAGAUCAUGCCGUUAAUCCCUUUAAUGAUAUUCAUGGGAACACCUCAUCGUGGAUUGGACACGGAGGCCCUUCUUGAACUCGUCAAGCACGAUGCGACAGCCCCAUUGAUUCGACAAAUAUCUUUCCGGUCCCAUGAGCUCAACGAAUUGAACUCCGACUUUUGUCACUUCUUAUCCACGGCACCAGAUAUCUCGAUACUGUCAGUCUAUGAGACCAUUCGAACCAAAACUUUGGUUGAGAUGGCCGAUGGCACAUGGGCAAGACAAGGAUUGGAAAAGAUGAUGGUACCUCCCGACUCAGCAAUACUCGGCGUUGGUUCAAGGGAGGUGGAAGUUCCUUGUAUUACGGAUCACUCUCGACUGGCGAAAUUUCCUGCUACAAGCCAGGGUACUGCAUACCCACAAGUUCAAGGAGCAAUCAUGAAAUCAAUACGGACAACCCCCAUGGGGCAUGAGGAACUAAUAUAUGCGAUACGACACCAAGACUUGAAGAGAGUUGAGUCACUUGUCAAAUCUGGAGACUUUCGUCUCGACCGUUUGGCUCAAAAUGGCGACACUGCUCUGGUACUUGCAGCUAAAUGGGGCUCCAAGGCUGCUGUGAAGUGUUUGCUAGCAUAUGGCGCCAAACCGGACGAAUGCGAUGAAGCGGGGUGUACACCUUUGUUUGCAGCCGCCGGUCAGUAUGAAGCAUCACUCGAUGUGGUCAAGUUGCUGGUUGAGAAUAACGCAGACAUCAAUUUAGUUUCGGGUGAUUUGGGAUGUACCCCGUUACAUGGAGCUGUCCAGAUACCCCCAAACUCUCAUAUCGUUCAGUUCUUAUUGAGCCGUGGUGCAGCGACGGAGGUUCAGAAUGCGCAUGGACUGACCCCUCUUUACAUCGCCUCGCGCCAAAACUGUGUGUUUUCUGUGAAGCUAUUACUGCAGUAUGGCGCAGUUGUUGAUUCUUGCAAUUGGGAUAUAAAAGAUAGGAAAUAUGGAGAAACACCAUUAAUAGCGGCAGCUUAUUUCGAUAAAGGAAUCGCUCAUAACACACAUGUGAUGGAACUACUUAUUCAGGCUGGCGCCGAUAUCAAUAUUGGAGCUGGGAAUUCGAAACAUACAGCUUUGAUGAUAGCAUGUCUAAAGGGUUAUGACCGAGGAGUCAAAUGCUUGCUCGAACAGGGUGCCGAUGAAGGCAUGAGAGAUGCCAAUGGUAACAAUUCCUUGAUGUAUGCUGCGAGGGUAGGAAAUGUGCACACAAUUAUGACACUGGCAGAAUAUGGUAGCACCAGUAUUGACACACAGUCUGCACAAAGACGAGUUCUAGAUUGGGCUAUCUACUUCGGGAAAGUUGAAAUAGUCAAAUAUCUCGUAGCGUUAGAUCUUGGCUACCAACCAAUAGGUGCGGAUGAGCGAUUCGCAAGCAACAUUGAUGAUCAGACGAGAGAGGAGAUUGAGGCAUAUUUACCGAAGCCCAACAAUAAUGGUCUACCUGUCAAAGGGUUGACCUUUUGGGACCGAUAUAGUUUAGCCUCCCGUAUUUUGCGACCCGCUUAUGUUACACUUAAUUUGGGGGCUGAUGAAAAGUUAGAGACCGGGCGAAACUUGGAACGAACUGUCGAAUCAUACAAGAAUGAGAACAUGCAAAGGAGGAGUGGGAUGAAGGCUCUCGAGAUGUUGCGUCGUGCGCAGAAUGACAUUCCAUCAGGGCUAGAUCCCGUCAACAAUAUGUGCCAGAGAUGGUAUCAUUCAUCGAUUUUGAAGAACGAGAUCCUGUAUAUUUAUGGUGGUUACGAAACGUUUAUUGAAUCCAACAAACAUGGUGCCAAAACUGGGAAUAUCACUAUGGGUACAAACAAUUAUAUGAUACGUGUUGGAAUGGAUGAGUCUUGGGACUGGACAACAGCUUCAGCAAGCCUGCCACUGGUAUCGGAACAGGUCCUUCUCUCGGAUUCAGAAUCAUCAAACGGCUUCUCCUCCGUAGUACUCAACGGUGCUCUCUUCUCUGGAUCUCUCGGUGGAACCCAGAUAUAUCUAUAUGGCGGAACUGAGCAAAGUAUGAAUACGAGCUUUUAUGGCUAUGCCGACCCUAUAUCACCAAAUAAAACCCUUUUGUCGUACGAUAUAACGCAGAAUCAGUGGGCUUCGAUCAAUAUAGACUCUACGAUACCCGAAAAGCCCAGCUCCGGGUCAAGCGCUGAUGUCCCGGAUCAGGGCCUUGGGUUUUACUUUAAUGGCGAGAUCAACAAUGGGUCAAGCACAGAAACGACCUUGAUUCCUGGUGGAAGCUCCGUGCCUCUAGAGGGUAUGGUUAUGCUAAAUAUGACCGACAACACAACGAGGAAUAUAUCUACUGCUGCCAUUGAUACAAAUUCAAGAACGGCGAGUAUUUUACAGUAUAUUCCCGCAAUAGGAGAGAAAAACAAAGGAAUACUAGUACAAUUUGGUGGCAUGUAUCGCCCGGCUGGUAAUCUAUCAGAUGAACUCGGCACUCUGGCUCCAAUGGAUCAAAUCAACGUUUUUGAUAUCAACAGUGUGUAUAAUGAAGGAAAUGGCGCUUGGUACACUCAACAGGCAUCCGGAGAUUUACCCCCGAAAAGAAUGGAUUCUUGUACUGUCGUCGCCAUUGCCCCCGACAACUCGAGUUACAAUAUAUACCUUUAUGGUGGACAGGACGGGAAUUCUGUAUCCUACGACGAUGUCUAUGUGCUCUCGUUACCUUCAUUUAAAUGGAUAAAGGUCUAUGAGGCUGCACCAGGCAGCCCACGCUUUGGACACACCUGCCAUCUAGUUGGGGAUCGACAGAUGCUAACAGUCGGUGGAGCUCAAAAGAAGUUCUCAUCGUAUUGUGAUUGGGAAAGCUCAGGGCUGGCUAUUUACGACUUGUAUGCGCUGUCAUGGUCGUCAACUUUCCAUCAUGACGCUAACAGCUAUAUCGUCCCUGGUAAUAUAACCAAUGUUAUUGGUGGAAAUUCUAGUGGGUUUGCACACGUUACACGCCCCUCGAAUGAUUUUGCGAAUGCAGAUGUCGCCUCGCUCUUUAAACAAACCUUACUGGCCACAACCACCAAUACUUCCAGUACUACCAAUACUUCCAGUGGUACCACAUCCAACUCAUCUGAUAUGGUCUCAUCUUCAUCUUCAGGUGAUAAUGUAAGCCAUGCCGCAAGCACUGGCGUGAUAGCCGGGGCUACCAUUGGAGUCAUAGUCGCCGUUUUAAUACUCACAUCUUUGCUAUGGGUAUGGCGCAGAUCAUCUAUGGCUGGCCGCGCCAAAACUCAAGAAGAAAAGAGAAGCGAAUCACGCCAAUCUCUUAUUGUGGAGGACGAGAAAGCUGUCAAUCGGCUUCGAGCAAAUGUAAUGAGUAUCGCGUACGAUCCCAGCAAUCCCUGUCAUGUGCCGGGGAUAGAAGGACCAACGGAACAGAGUGAUGGGAAGCCGAAUGUUAAUGUUUUAUGA
Messenger RNA from Sclerotinia borealis F-4128, 4038 nucleotides. NCBI's taxonomy places the organism in Eukaryota, Fungi, Ascomycota, Leotiomycetes, Helotiales, Sclerotiniaceae. The record is from the annotation of a GenBank genome assembly.